Lathyrus oleraceus (garden pea) is the source of this 480-nucleotide messenger RNA. RefSeq lists its product as uncharacterized. The record is from RefSeq and is a predicted model, not a curated record. The coding region runs from base 1 to 480 and encodes 159 amino acids. Lineage: Eukaryota; Viridiplantae; Streptophyta; Magnoliopsida; Fabales; Fabaceae. The transcript has 2 exons.
AUGUUGCAACAUGUGAUGCAAUUAGCAAAUGUUGGUCCUCAACCAUCAGUUGUUCCGCAAGUUGCCCCAAAUGUAAAUUUUAAGGACUUCUCUCGGAUGAAUUCUCCUAAAUUCAUAGGUAUCUUAGAUACAUUGAAAGCUCAUGAUUGGCUGUCUAAUAUGGAAAGGUUGUUUCAGAUUGUACUUUGUAGUGAAGGGAACAAGGUGACUUUCUCAUCGCACAUGUUGAAGGGUUCUUCCACAAGAUGGUGGGAAAGUGCUUCUACUCUUAUGAGAUCACCAGGAAAACUCAAAUCUCGCUGGUCUGGCCCUUUGGAGAUCACCAAGGUUCUCACUAAUGGUGCGAUAGAAAUAAAAGGUAGAAAUAGUGACCCUUUCAUAGUAAUCGGGAAGCGCUUAAAGCAUUAUCAUAAUAUAGAAAACAGAGACUAUUCGAACAGUCUCAGAUUCAUAGAGUUGCCCGCUCAACCCCAAACCUAG